CUGGUAGACCAAAAAAUAAUUAUUUCACAAUGAGCACACGCGCUUUCAACAAUUAUGUUCCGUUGUUCAGAGAUUUUUCAGUUGCACUGAUCUCCGUGGUUUUGAUUGCAAGCUUAGUGAAAUACCUACUGAACAAGAGACGACUCUUCGUAGUUGCCGCCAAGCUUCCGGGCCCGACCGCCUAUCCCAUCGUCGGAAAUGCAUUGAUAUUCGCUUCAGACCAACUGUUCGAGCGUAUCGUGGGUAUCCUCGAGCUGUACGGCAAUGUGACACCAAUGAGACUGUGGAUGGGUCCAAAGCUUUGCAUCGUAAUCACCGAGCCACGUGACAUUGAGAUCGUUUUGCACAGUCCACAGUCAAGUACCAAAGGAAGCCAUUACAGGUUCUUUUAUCCUUUUAUCGGCAAUGGCUUGAUUAGCGGAUCUGGAAAAACUUGGAAAGCUCACCGAAAAAUGGUGUCCCACCUGUUCACUCAACGCACUUUCGAAGCCUUUGUCGCAACAUUCAACAAUCGAAGCACGGAGUUGGUGCGGAAACUAAAACCUCUGGCCAAUGGAGAGGUAUUUGAUAUCUUCCACUACAUCGAAGGCUGCACCAUAGAUAUUUGUUGCGAAACAAUAAUGGGCCACUCCUCCGCGAACGCGUUGACCAAUCCCAACUACGAGUUCAUCCAUCACACAGCUCAGAUGUACCAAAUAACGUACGACCGGAUGCUGAAAGCCUGGCUGCAUCCAGAUUGGAUUUUCCGGAUGACAGCGAGACACAGGCGGCAACAGCGCGCCAAAAGUGUCAUCAACGACUUCACCGAACGGUGCAUCGAAUCCAGGAGGCAAGAGACGCGGGACGGAGUCAUCGGCGUGUCCAUACUCCACAAGCUGUUGGCAGCCAACGAGGACGCGAGGGAGUUGAAUGACGAGGAGCUGAGGGACGAGAUCUACACGGUUUACAUCGCUGCUCAAGAUACUCUAGCUCUGACGAGCAGCUUUGCCGUUCUGAUGAUGGGAAUACACGAAAGCGUUCAAGAUAAGGCCAGGAACGAAGUCAAAGAAGUACUAGGUGACAACGAUGUCGACGUAGAAGGUUUGUCCAAGUUGAAGUACGUCGAGAUGGUUAUAAAGGAGACCCUACGGCUUUUUCCUGUGGGCCCGCUUUUGGGACGUCGAUUGACCGGGGAGUUGAAACUAGACAAGUGUGUACUUCCAAAAGGCUGCGAGGUGGUGAUGGCUCUGUACGGGACGCACCGUAGUCCCGAGUAUUGGGACCAACCCGAUGAAUUUAUCCCGGAACGUUUCAGCUCCGAAAAUGUUUCCAAAAGACAUCCUUACGCCUUUGUCCCCUUCAGUGGUGGACCGAUGGGGUGUAUCGGUAAAAACUACGCGAUAAUGGCACUGAAAACAAUGUUGGUAAAUGUCAUCCGGGGAUACGUGAUCAAAUCGGACGUUGCUCUCAAGGACGUCAAAUUAAGAACGGAUAUUUCCGUUAGGUCGGUCCAUGGUUACAGAGUCUCUUUGAGUUCUCGUGAAAAACAACGUGACGUCGAUGAAUGAACGAAAUCGAGCGAAAUUAGUUUUCAUACCUUCAAAUACAUUGAAAACCUCAUUUCGUAAAACAAUAUUUUUAUAAGAGUAUAUGUUUUUAUUUAUAC
This is a messenger RNA of Copidosoma floridanum, 1645 nucleotides long. RefSeq names its product cytochrome P450 4C1-like. Lineage: Eukaryota; Metazoa; Arthropoda; Insecta; Hymenoptera; Encyrtidae. The record is from RefSeq and is a predicted model, not a curated record. Gene Ontology annotation, molecular function: iron ion binding; oxidoreductase activity, acting on paired donors, with incorporation or reduction of molecular oxygen; heme binding.